Molecule: messenger RNA, 1111 nt
Organism: Suillus subalutaceus
Lineage: Eukaryota; Fungi; Basidiomycota; Agaricomycetes; Boletales; Suillaceae
Exons: 8
Coding region: 1-954 (317 amino acids)
Source: RefSeq, a predicted model, not a curated record
AUGAGCUCAACUCUGACAGUGAUCAAGUGGACGACGGUCCUGUCAGUGGCAAAUGGUGGUGAUUCAGAUGCUGCCAAUGAGGAGAGUGAGGGUGAGGAACCAGAGACCACUGCCAUGAUGCUUUCUGAUGAGGUCCCUUCGCUAGUCACCCACAAGGUCAAGUCCAAGCGGCUUGAUCAAUCACAUGGGAAAUCCCAGUCUGCCCGGGAUCCAAAAACAUGCCGCGGAGGAUCCAAGGAAACUACUACUGCAUGUGGCGAGUCCUCAGAACCCUACUCCAGUGAAUUAGAAAGUCCCAAAAAACUCACCUCUGCAACUCGUUCAGCUAAGACCAUCACUUCUCUCAUUCGAACGGAAAAGGGCAACAUCAAAUUACUUGAUCAGAACCACGAGACUUGCCUAGUUGAGCCACACAUUCCAUUAUUGCGCCGUGACUUGAAAAUGGCUGCAUGUGCCAAUAUUGAUGGCUACUUUCGUCUUGGCCAGAACAUAGUCAAGGCAAAAAAACUCAUGGAGCAGCAUGCAUAUGUUUAUGCCUUGAGGUUCAAUUCCAAUGAUGAUGCUUCGCCCAUAGGGAAAAAACCCUACCAGGCGAAGUCUAUUGGCCUCAAGUAUGCAGGGCGCUUUGGUGAAAUAGCGAGUAACAAGGGUGAUUGCCCUGAAAUACCAAUUCCUUUGUUGGCACUCGUGGCAACAGCUGUAAUGUCCUUCUUGCUAGGUCUUCAUGCUGGACUGACUGGUUUUCAAGAUCUAUGCGGCCCUUUUCUGGAAGACGCUUGGUUCGCUGGGGAAGUUCAACUUUACAGUAAGUUUCGCUGGUAUGCAUGGUGUUGUUUCAACUCGGAUACUGACACUACUGGAAGGGCCUUGAGACGGAAGGGUAACGACCAUCUGGCUAGUGAGCAUCAAGAUGCACUCGCGCUACUCGACCUUGAUGGCAUGGCUGAGGAUUAGUAGGCCAUAUGGUGCUGACUAUACCCAUAAAUAUCACAGAUUCGUUGUUCACUCGUUCACUCUCCAUACCCGUAGAUAUCGCAGAUUCGUUGUUCACUCAUUCUCUCCUUUUCGCAUACCCCGGUCGUGGUGAUUUUGAUAUGCAUCGUUUAAUCAA